AUGGACGACGGGUCUUCACACAACGUCAUUCGGGUUGCGAAGCCGGACUGCAGCUUCAGCAACGCGACACAGGUCGCCGGCCUGACCGACACACCCUUCAACCUCACCUUCAGGGAGCCCGGCACCUUCUACUAUGCCUGCUCUGAUGACGGUAUUGCAGAUGCGGUUGCCGCGAAAGCAGCGCCGGCGGAGUCAGGCGUUCAGCGAAAGCAGCCGGCGACCGCGGGUGAUAGCCAUUGCGAACCCCCGGUGCUAGUGGCAGGCACCAAUGACACAUUCCACGUCACAUGCCUCAGCCCCGGCGUGGCAAACGAUUAUUACAACCUGGCAAACCCGUACCCCAGCAGAAUCGUGGCCAUAAUUAAUGAGACAUCCCAGAUCGUUGACAGCACCGGCCGACCCGUGCCCUUGUCAGAGGCGUACGCGCAUCAUUUCUUUGGAAACGCGCGCUUUGUUGUGGCUGAGGGCUCAGAGCUCAGAGGCACGCUUGACAAGCUGCCGCUGCCGCACCCCUACUACCAGCUCGUCAACGGCACAUUCUUUAAAGACCCCUCCACCAGGCGUAUGAACAUCCACCUGAUCAACACUCUCGGGGUGGACCCUGAUCACAUCGCUCCCUGCAUCGAGUGCUGGUGCCCCGACAGCGCUGCAGCAUUCCAGGGGCUUGGAUCGACUAAGAGCUACCUGGGGGGCACCGCAUGCUGCUCGCCCCUCAACUGCCCCACACCGCGCGCCAAUGAGAGUGCCACCGUUUACCACCUGCAAUACAAUGUCUCCUACAGGCACGCUCACAGCCGUCGCGCAUCAUGCACCUUUUCUCAGUACCCGGAGCAGAUAGAUGAGCUGGUGCAGGCCUCUCCAGUGCUGCUGGAUGUGGUGAACGGCUCUGUGGAGUACGACGUGCUCAAACAGGGGCCUGGCAUGAUCGAUGUCAAAAACUUCACGGGCCCCUUUGACCAGCAGUGCCCGCAGUCUGCCCCCUACGGCCUCCUGCGCUGCACAGGCCACCAGCACAUCGACACAGCAGGUCAGGAGAAGGGCUAUCUUGUGCGCAUGACUGAUGACACACUUGUGCCGCCGUACCCACUCAAGCCGGGUCAGAAUGUGACCAUCGUCUCCAAGUAUUCUGCAGAUGACAGGCACUAUGGUGUGAUGGCGCUGUGGAUUCUGACGGUCACAAACUGGGAUCCCACUUGCCCCGGGUCUGGAGGCACUCCCGCUGCCUCAACUCCCCCAGGCAGUUUCAACAUCUUCACAACUUUUACAGGACCCUCCGGCGGAGCAGUUGCCAACACGACUGUUUUCUGA
This is a messenger RNA of Coccomyxa subellipsoidea C-169, 1308 nucleotides long. RefSeq lists its product as hypothetical. Lineage: Eukaryota; Viridiplantae; Chlorophyta; Trebouxiophyceae; Coccomyxaceae. The transcript is spliced from 11 exons. Bases 1 to 1308 code for a protein of 435 amino acids. The record is from RefSeq and is a predicted model, not a curated record.